Molecule: messenger RNA, 366 nt
Organism: Knipowitschia caucasica
Lineage: Eukaryota; Metazoa; Chordata; Actinopteri; Gobiiformes; Gobiidae
Source: the annotation of a GenBank genome assembly
AUGGACGCUCUGUGUUGUUCGAGCAAAGCAAUGAGUUCUGUGCUGAGACCGAUGGUAGCAUCUCCAGCUAAGUUAGCUCCCCAAGGAACCGGCUCACUACAGAACGGGGGGGGUGGGGUGUUUGGGGUUGGUGGUGGUUGUGGUGGGUUGGGGGAUGGGGGGGGGGGGGGGGGUUUGGGGUGGGGGGUGGGUGGUUGGGGUGGGGGUGGUUUGGGGGGUGGGGGUGGGGGUGGGGGGGGGGAGGGGGGUGGGGGUCGGGUGGGGGGGGUGGGGGGGGUUUGUGGGGGGGGGUGGGGGGGUGGGUGCGGGGGGGGGGUGUGGGGUGUGGGGGUGGGGGGGGGGGAGUGGGGGGGUGUGGGGUUCUGA